UAUGUCUGUCGGCUAGUCACCCUGCCUGUCUGUCGGCUAGUCACCCUGCCUGUCUGUCGGCUAGUCACCCUGCCUGUCUGUCGGCUAGUCACCCUGUCUGUCGGCUAGUCACCCUGUCUGUCGGCUAGUCACCCUGUCUGUGUGUCUGCUAGUCACCCUGUCUGUCGGCUAGUCACCCUGCCUGUCUGUCGGCUAGUCACCCUGCCUGUCUGUCGGCUAGUCACCCUGUCUGUCGGCUAGUCACCCUGUCUGUCGGCUAGUCACCCUGUCUGUGUGUCUGCUAGUCACCCUGUCUGUCGGCUAGUCACCCUGCCUGUCUGUCGGCUAGUCACCCUGCCUGUCUGUCGGCUAGUCACCCUGUCUGUCGGCUAGUCACCCUGUCUGUCGGCUAGUCACCCUGUCUGUGUGUCUGCUAGUCACCCUGUCUGUCGGCUAGUCACCCUGCCUGUCUGUCGGCUAGUCACCCUGCCUGUCUGUCGGCUAGUCACCCUGACUGUCGGCUUGUCACCCUGCCUGUCUGUCGGCUAGUCACCCUGCCUGUCUGUCGGCUAGUCACCCUGCCUGUCUGUCGGCUAGUCACCCUGACUGUCGGCUUGUCACCCUGCCUGUCUGUCGGCUAGUCACCCUGACUGUCGGCUUGUCACCCUGCCUGUCUGUCGGCUAGUCACCCUGACUGUCGGCUAGUCACCCUGCCUGUCUGUCGGCUAGUCACCCUGACUGUCGGCUAGUCACCCUGUCUGUGUGUCUGCUAGUCACCCUGCCUGUCUGUCGGCUAGUCACCCUGACUGUCUGUCGGCUAGUCACCCUGUCUGUGUGUCUGCUAGUCACCCUGCCUGUCUGUCGGCUUGUCACCCUGUCUGUGUGUCUGCUAGUCACCCUGCCUGUCUGUCGGCUAGUCACCCUGCCUGUCUGUCGGCUAGUCACCCUGCCUGUCUGUCGGCUAGUCACCCUGACUGUCGGCUUGUCACCCUGUCUGUGUGUCGGCUUGUCACCCUGCCUGUCUGUCGGCUAGUCACCCUGCCUGUCUGUCGGCUAGUCACCCUGACUGUCGGCUAGUCACCCUGACUGUCUGUCGGCUAGUCACCCUGCCUGUCUGUCGGCUAGUCACCCUGACUGUCUGUCGGCUAGUCACCCUGCCUGUCUGUCGGCUAGUCACCCUGCCUGUCUGUCGGCUAGUCACCCUGACUGUCGGCUAGUCACCCUGACUGUCGGCUUGUCACCCUGCCUGACUGUCAGCUAGUCACCCUGCCUGUCUGUCGGCUAGUCACCCUGUCUGUCGGCUAGUCACCCUGUCUGUCGGCUAUUCACCCUGCCUGGCUGUCUGCUAGUCACCCUGCCUGUCUGUCUGCUAGUCACCCUGUCUGUCUGCUAGUCACCCUGCCCGUCUGUCGGCUAGUCACCCUGCCUGUGUGUCUGCUAGUCACCCUGCCUGUGUGUCUGCUAGUCACCCUAUCUCACUGAUAGUUACCCUCUUUGUCUGAUAGUCAUCGAGCCUGCCUGUUUCCCAACCACUCUGAUUACCCAGUGAUUGCUUGUCUCUUUAACAAGUCAUCCCGUCUACUAGCCAGCCACCUCACCACCCUGCCUGCCUCAUAUCCAAUCAUCCAGCCAGCCAGUCACUCCACCUGCAUGACGCUACCUGUCAGCAGCCUGAUUUCAGUCACUGUGCUAUCUCCCAAGUGGCUUGCAGCUGGGAGAGCCGCAUGCAAGAGGGGAGGCCGGCUUCACGCUGUGACGAGAGUACCCUAGGUCCUUCAAGGAGGCAUGGAUGAGCCCGAGGCUCAGAUCUGCUGCUCCUUGGUCAUCGAACAGCUCGACAAGUCCGGUCAGUCGGUCCGACGCAAGGCAGUGCGCGACGCGACCCUCAUGCUGGGGAGGAGUGAAGUGCGAGAGCUGCAGCUGCAGGUACUGUGCCCUGGUCGGAGCGCGGAGCGGUUCUGGCUGCGUGAUGCUGUGGUGCACUCGCGCUUCACGCGCGAAGGCAAGGGCGGCCUGCGGCUGCCCCAUCACAGCACGCAGCUGCUUCUCUCAAACUGCCCCCCCGACCGCCUCAAGGCGUUCCUGCGCAUGAUUGCCGCCAAGACCAUGGCGGAGAGUGGAGUGUCAAGCGUUGGCGCCGACCGCAAGCGACUCCUGUCAGAGGCACCCCGCUCCUUCGUCACCGUAAGCCCCCUGUCGGCACGCGACCUGCAGGCGGCCCGCGAGAAAGCACGGCUCGCGCAAGCGGGCGGCGGCGGCAGCUCGGGGGGCGGAGGAGGAGCCCCGCUUGGGGCGAGGCAGCCCCUGGCCACCCGUCCGGAUGGGAACGUUGGGCGAGGAGUUGCCGGGAUGGCGAGCAAGAGGGCACGCAGCCCCCACGGGCAGGUUGAGUCGACCCCCAAGAAACCUCUGAGAGACUGCAGCAUCGCGGGAGCGUCGGAUAACCUGCCAGACCUCCUCAGGGUUGCACGCGUAGGACGUGGUGGUUCGGUGAGCCUCUCGCAAGAGCAGAGGGCCGUGCUGGAAGCCGUUAUGGCCAGGAAGAACAUCUUCUUCACGGGGAGCGCCGGCACUGGAAAGUCGUUUCUACUGCGUCGGAUCAUGGGGACCCUGCCGCCUCUCAGUACCAUCGCCACCGCGAGCACUGGUGUGGCUGCCUGUCACAUCGGAGGCAUGACAUUGCACGCCUUUGCCGGCAUGGGCUCGGGAAUGGGGCCACUGGAGCAGUGCGUGACCAUGGCCAGGCGACCGGGCGUGCUGCAGCGCUGGCGAUCGUGCCACACCCUCAUCAUCGACGAGGUGUCCAUGGUGUCCGCAGACUUUUUCGACAAGAUGGAGGCAGUGGCGCGGACGGUGCGAGGUCGUGACGAGCCAUUUGGAGGGAUACAGCUGGUGCUGAGCGGAGACUUCCUGCAGUUGCCGCCUGUAUCACGAGACCGCACUGUCAAGCGCACCUUCAGUUUCCAGGCCAAAAGCUGGCGGCGGUGCGUGCACCUGGCGAUGGAGCUGACCCAAGUGCAUCGUCAAAAGGACCAGGCCUUCAUUCGGGUGCUGCAGAUGGUGCGGACCGGCAGGUGCACAGACGAGGUCACGCGGUGCCUCGUUGCCACGAAGGACAACGCGAUCGAGAAGGACGGGAUCCUGGCGACGAGGUUGUGCACUCAUCGCGACGAUGUGCAGCUCAUCAAUACUUGUCAGCUGGCCAAGUUGCCCGGUGAGACGCACAUGUUUGAUGCACUGGACAGCGACCCCAGUCAGGCAAAAGCCCUGGAUGCCAUGUGUCCUGUUGAAGCCUCCCUGCAGCUGCGCAGGGGUGCACAGGUGAUGCUGACAAAGAACCUGGAUGUGCAGAGGGGUCUGGUGAACGGCGCACGUGGGGUUGUCACAGACUUCAGCACCGAGAAAUUCGGCCUGCCACUUGUGCGGUUCGCAUGUGGCGUGGUGCAGGCGGUGCAAGUGGAGCGCUGGGUGGUGCGUGCCGGGGGAGGAAACGUGAUCACCCGCAAACAGCUGCCUCUGCGCCUGGCCUGGGCCAUCUCUAUUCACAAGAGCCAGGGCAUGUCUCUGGACUGUGUGGAGGUGUGCCUGGGUCGCGUGUUCGAGUGCGGUCAGGCGUACGUGGCGCUGUCGCGCGCCCGCUCGCUCCAGGGCUUGAGGGUCGUGGACUUUGACCCCUGCGUGGUGCGGGCCGACCCGGACGUGCUGCGUUUCUACGCCGCGCUGCGGCGAGAGGCGCCACUCACGCAGGGUUCCCUCAACAACUGGCUGCAGAGAGAAGAUUCUGAGAACGGCUAACGGAGGCACGGUGCUGGUGUGCCUUGGAUUUACUACGCACACUGGUCAUACCCACCAUAACCAUUUACCAACACUCCAGCAAAGCUCAGUGCUUCUGGCAAAACUCACCUUGGCCUGGGUCUGAGAAUUGCAAACUUACGGGACUCCUGAUGAAUUGUUAAAAUUCUGCAGCAAAAGCGAAGGUUUAAAAAAAAAAUAUAUAUAUCAAAUGCACUAAGUGUUUGAGAUGCCGGUGCAGACAGGCACUUACUGUAAUCAACUGUUACGCUUCAUUACGAGUGAUGCAUUUCAGUUUUAACUCGAGGAUGUGUUCUCUUGGAAGACUGUAUUUUAUACAUAUAUCUGCACAGAUAGUGCUGUUGUCAGAGUAAUUCACCAUCAAACAGAAGAGUUGAAAUCCCAGUCAAGGGUCAAAUCAAGACUAAUUUUUUUUAUAUAAAAUCAGCAUCUUCCUGCUAAAAUGAGUGUUGGGUGGUCUUGUUGGCGGCUCUAAGUCCAUGGUGGAAAUUCUAAAUUCCAGUGAUGUGGUCGGUUUAUCGAUAGAAAACUGUUAACUUCCCACAGGUCACUGUUAAAAUUCCCACAACAUUAAUGUUUUAUAGCCCUGGAUGAAAUGUGCCGAGUGAAAUCACAGUUAGAAUUUUAACCCUCAACCUUCUGAUUGAGUUGAGAACUCUAACGACAGCUAAAACCAGUACAAUGCCUCUUCAUAAACAUACUGAUCAUAUACCGUCGUUAACGAUCUAUGUAUGGUGGCUGGGUGUGCGUAGUGCGGGGCACACCCCCCCCCCCCUGCCAUCACAGUUCUUAGUCACCUGUCUCUUGCGAACAAGUUAGAGAACUAACAUAUGCAGUGCAAAACACCUAAGUUAAGUAUUGACCGUCUAAAGCAUUCGGCAAGGAUGUAAUCUUGUCACUUAGUAAGCGAGGUUGGGCGGUGUUGAUAAAUCAAGAAAAAAUUUGUGGUACGCAGAAACUGCAUGUAUUUCUGCCAGCCAGGAGCAAAGGCGGUUUUGCACAUGACAUCUGCGUCCAUCUGUUUACAUGAGUUUACGCGCGACAAUAGCUCUUGAACGGUGAGCUGAAACUGACGGACGAAUAGAGGACUCGGUUUGUGUUGUUUGAGAUCGUUUUGAAGUUCAAGAGGUUUACAAGACGGCUCGUUAUUUAAUUUGUAGACAAGUUGUGAGAUGAACCGUCCAGAAUGAGCCAUCCUCCCUGUCUGUACGUGAAUUAAGUGUUUCCUGAAAACCUUUCGUCUACAUCAGAAUGCAGCAGCGUACUUGCCUGUAUGGCCAGGUUAUCACCACAAAGUGACAAUGUGCUUUGUUGGGCAGUCUGAUCAGCUUUUAUGCAUGUUUUAAAGCAAAUUAGCAAUUAUGUACAGGCACAUUUAGUUUGUAACAUUUUAUAAUAAAGAUGAACAAGUUA
This is a messenger RNA of Petromyzon marinus (sea lamprey), 5205 nucleotides long. RefSeq names its product PIF1 5'-to-3' DNA helicase (gene PIF1). The record is from RefSeq and is a predicted model, not a curated record. Gene Ontology annotation, molecular function: DNA helicase activity. NCBI's taxonomy places the organism in Eukaryota, Metazoa, Chordata, Hyperoartia, Petromyzontiformes, Petromyzontidae. Gene Ontology annotation, biological process: DNA repair; telomere maintenance.